Molecule: messenger RNA, 14229 nt
Organism: Acomys russatus (golden spiny mouse)
Lineage: Eukaryota; Metazoa; Chordata; Mammalia; Rodentia; Muridae
Gene: Stard9
Product: StAR related lipid transfer domain containing 9
Exons: 34
Coding region: 124-14076 (4650 amino acids)
Biological process (GO): spindle assembly; microtubule-based movement
Cellular component (GO): nucleus; cytoplasm; centriole
Molecular function (GO): ATP binding; microtubule motor activity; lipid binding
Source: RefSeq, a predicted model, not a curated record
GCUCGUGGGGCGGGCGGGGCAGUCUGUGGCUGUUUCAGCGCGAGUGACUGGGUCUGUUCGCUGGAUGCCGGCCAGGGAUGCUUCCGCUGGACCGCUGUGCGGGUCUUGGGUUGUGGCGGAGAGAUGGCGAAUGUGCGGGUGGCCGUGAGGGUCCGGCCUCUCAGCAAGCGGGAGACCAAAGAAGGAGGAAAAAUUAUUGUGGAAGUUGAUGACAAAGUGGCAAAAAUCAGGAACAUAAAGGUGGACAGUCGAUCAGAGAGCUUUGGAGACACCCGGGAGAAGGUUCUGGCAUUUGGCUUUGACUACUGCUAUUGGUCAGUCGACCCGGAGGACCCUCAGUACGCGUCUCAGGAAGUGGUGUUCCAGGACUUGGGGACUGAAGUACUGUCUGGAGCUGCCAAGGGCUACAACAUAUGCCUCUUUGCUUAUGGGCAGACGGGCUCUGGGAAAACAUACACCAUGCUGGGAACGCCAGCCUCUGUUGGGCUGACGCCGCGGAUAUGUGAGGGUCUCUUCAUGGGGGAGGACGACGGUGCCUCGCUGCCUUCUUCCCGUAGCAUAAAAGUAAGCUUCCUAGAAAUCUACAAUGAACGGGUGAGAGAUCUUUUGAAACAAUCCAAUCAAAAUAAGCCCUAUACCUUAAGGGUCAGGGAGCACCCAGAGAUGGGACCGUAUGUCCAAGGUCUGUCUCAGCAUGUUGUUACCAACUAUCAGCAAGUUAUUCAGCUCCUGGAGGAGGGGAUAGCAAACAGGAUGACCGCAGCCACCCAUGUUCACGAGGCCAGCAGCAGAUCACAUGCCAUCUUCACUAUCCACUGCACACAGGCAGUGCUGCAGAACAACCUCCCCUCAGAGACUGCCAGCAAGAUCAACCUUGUGGACCUAGCAGGCAGUGAGAGAGCAGAUCCAAGUUACUGUAAGGACCGGAUCACUGAAGGCGCCAAUAUCAACAAGUCCCUCGUGACUCUGGGAAUUGUAAUCUCCACUUUAGCCCAGAACUCACAAGUAUUCAGCAGCUGUCAGAGCCUCAGCAGUGCAGCCAGCAGCGGGGGUGACAGUGGGAUUCCCAGCAAUGCAUCGGGGAGCAGCAGUGGAGGGGGACCUGCGAGGAGGCAGUCUUACAUCCCAUACCGGGAUUCUGUGCUGACCUGGCUGCUGAAGGAGAGCCUUGGAGGCAACUCCAAAACCAUCAUGGUUGCCACUGUGUCCCCUGCGCACACCAGCUACAGUGAGACCAUGAGUACAAUGAGAUAUGCAGCCACUGCCAAAAACAUCAUCAACAAGCCACGGGUGAAUGAGGAUGCCAAUGUGAAGCUCAUCCGAGAACUCAGGGAAGAGAUUGACAGGCUGAAAGCCUUGCUGCUGAACUUUGAGCUGAGGAACUUCAGCUCACUAAAUGAUAAACUGGAUGAAAGCCUGAAGGAGUUAGUCCUCCAGAAUGAUUUGAAGAUAGAGAAGCUGACUCAAGACAGGACUCAGAAGUGGAGUGACUGGCAGGCACUUAUGGAGCAUUAUGGUGUGGACAUCAACAGGAGGAGGGCUGGGGUGGUCAUCGAGUCCAGCCUGCCACACCUGAUGGCGUUGGAGGACGACGUGCUUAGCACAGGCGUUGUGCUUUAUCAUCUCAAGGAAGGGACAACAAAAAUAGGAAGGAUUGAUUCAGACCAGGAACAGGACAUCGUUCUUCAGGGCCAGUGGAUUGAGAGAGACCACUGCACAAUCACUAGCACUUGUGGGUUGGUCAUUCUCCAGCCUACCCAAGGGGCACGCUGUACAGUCAAUGGCCGUGAGGUCACUGCUUCCUGCCGGCUGACACAAGGAGCUAUCAUAACACUGGGAAAAGCACAGAAGUUCCGCUUUAACCACCCAGCCGAGGCUGCUCUGCUGCGCCACCGAAGGCUUAAGGUUGCAGAGGCUCUUGGCAGCAGUGGCUCUUUGGAAUGGCUGGACUUGGAUGGGGAUGUCACUGCCUCAAGACUGGGUCUCUGUCCUGUGCUUUGGAAGGAGAGGAGAGCACUGGGAGAGCGGUGUGACAAGGACCAGCAUCCAUCGGGAAAUGGCAAGAGACCCCACAGAGCCCAGACUGAGCAACAGCAGUGCUGUGUGGAAGAUCUGAGGCAGCGAGUCAUCAAAGGACAGGGUGGAGGGCAGAAGGAACUGGAGGUGUCCCAGACGCAUAGCAGCCGGCAGAGGAAAGACAACCAGCAGUGGCUCCUCAGAGAAGAGACCUGGCUAGCCAGCUUACAGGAGACACAUCGAGAAGACAGCUGUGAGGAAGAGAAAGAACUUGAGGCCUUUGUGGCACCUGAUGCUUGCUUUCCAAAAGCUCCUCAGCCCCCACCAUCCCUACUGGUCCAAAGCCAGAAGCGGGUGGUGCAGCUGCAGCGCUUGCGGAGACGUGUGUCUCGGGCUACGGUGUGGAACAUCAGGAGGAAAAAGGUCUCAUUCCAGCUGGAGAGAGUUAUUAAGAAGAGGAGGCUGCUGGAGGCCCAGAGGAGACUGGAGCGGCACAGGGCACUCUACUGCAUCCAGGAUGAUGGUGCCUCCAAGGCCCCAGGGCUGGUCUCCGUCUCUGACACCUCAGGCCCAGGUCCUCAGUGUAGAAGCCAAAGGGCAACUCACAGCUCCCUGACCCUCCAAAGGCUCUGCAGCCAACGCCUGCCCCAGCUACACAGUGUGUUCAUGAACUGGGAUCCUUCCACCAUGUCACCACCUGUGCCUGACCCAACUCACCAAGUGCCAGAGAAAACUCUCUCAGCAGAUACCAUUCCCCAGGCUAGUGCUUACACUCCAAGGACAGAGUACCUGGGUAGGAACGGCCUUCAUCCAUCAGGCUGGAGGAAAUUCUUUCCAACCAGGGGAGCCUCAACCAGGAGGGGAGUCUCUACCCCAGACACCUGUCUCACUGAGAGCCGCAAGUCUCUAAAUAGACAAGAAACUGAGUCAUUGGGGAGGCAGCCCUGUCAGAUGUCAUCUCAGAGCUUAGUGACUCUGUGCCAAUCAACAAAGAAGCUGAAGCCAAGGGAUGGUUCAUGGACCCUGACUCCUGCUGCCCAGCCCAGAAGAGCUAAGGGAUCAGCAGCCUCCGGCAGCAGGCAAACUGGGUGGCCAAAAGCAGGGAGCUGUGGGACCUACAAGGAUCCUAAGGAAACCGCUUCUGACUCUUAUCUCAGUGGACCUGAGCAAGCAGCUGGCCAUGGAAAAGUAGGCAAGACUUUUCAGGCAGGAGCCAAACAACCUCCUCCAAGCAGGGCAUCAAAUAAGCAUCAGAGGGUGCUAGCAGCUAGGGUCAGAGAUAUUGCCAGAAAGGUCUCUCAUUUACCUUAUGGCAGUUCUUUAAAAAAACAGCUUAAUGCAUGGGAUCCAGACACCCUGGCCUCCACAGGUUCGAGGUCCACAGUAGACUGUGCAAAGAAAAAGGACAAUGAUUUAUCUGAUACUGAGAGCAAUUACUCAGUGGACUCUCUCUCUUACGUCUAUGCCAAAGGUCCAAGGGAGCUGCCGAAGCCACGGGGCCUUCAGGGGAACUGGGAUCUCCAAGAUCCUGAGGGCUCUGAAAAUGACAACAGUCAACUGUCUGAGGACUCACUUGUUGAAAAAGGAUUCCAAAGCCCCCCCGAAAACUCAGGGGGUGAGUAUUCUACGAAGGACCGUGGGCAUUCAAGGGCCAGAACUUCAGCCUUUGUCAAGGGCCUCUCCAGGCACUCAGACAGCAGCUUAUGUACUCAAUCACACAGGAGCUUUUCUCUGGAUAGCCUUAUCGAUGCUGACGAACUGAGAGGAGACAGACAAGAGGAGCCUUGCCUUGGUUCUGCUGAUGAGGCGCCUACAGAGACUUUUUGGCACCUGCAGAAGGCUGCCUUGCCUGCGGUAGAUCAGGAGGCAAUGCGCAGGCCUAGCCCUCUCAGCCACAGAACGGGAGUCGAGGUGAAAGUCUUUUUGCCAAAAAGCAAUUCAUUUUACCUUAAUCCUCAUUUUCAGUCCUAUUGUGAGCAGGCUGAGUCAGAGAUGGAGGCAAGCUAUUCCGAACAAACCAACUCUCUGCAAGGUGUGGAGCUUGCAAGAGAAAGCCCGCUGGCAUCUGUGGACUCAUGGUUUUCUUGUGACUCUAAAGUCGACCCCAGCAGCCCUUCAGGGAUUGUACAUACUUUAUGCCUAAGUCCUGACGUUCAUGAACUUCAGCCCCAUGGUGAGAAGCCUAGACACUGGCUAAACAUCGAAGAAGUAAAGCCACCAGGUACAGUCCUGCCAUGUAGUCCCCGAGGCAGUCCUGAGCCAUCCUGCAGUUCAGAUUUGUAUGCGGCCUCUGCUGCUGAUACAUCUAAGCCCUCAGUCUGUGGAUGCCAAAAGCUCCUUCAGUCAGGAGCUGAUGGUGCCUUUCAGGGCAGAGAAGUCCCUGACCUGACCUACCAGGCUGUCUCUGAAGAGUCCCACAGUUCUGAGAUGUCGAGUGUGCCGGCUCCUUCUGCUACCUCAGUCACUCACGAAGGCAGCAUUCGUGAGAAGGAUUGGGCUGCCCUUCAGCAAAAGUAUCUCCUUGACCUCUCUAAUUCUGUUCUGGAGGCUGUAGAGGAGCCCAGGCCAGUCCUCCCCUUCCUGGAGGAAGACUCCAACUCCCUGGCUGAGGCGUCUGAUAAAGUAGAUACUCAGUUGCCAGUUGGCCCUGGAGUAUGUAGAAAUUUAACUUUCAGCCACUUUCCAGUCCACCUAUCCAAAGCCUGGCCCUUAGAAGCAGAGGAAGACCAUGACAGGCUAAGGGCCGACUUAGAGUGUGCUUCUCACCUCGUCAGUACCACUGAGACGGUGAGUUAUAAUGGGGCGUGCCCAGCAGACCUAGAAUCACUGGCUUCUGGAUCUAUAAAUGCACAGGCCUGUACAGCGGGAAACAAGGUACCUGGUUCUAUGACAGAAGCAUGGCAAGUCAAUCGGGCCGGCUUGGAAGGGUACCUUCAGAGUGGCAGGAACCCUGGCCUGAUAACUUCCUCUGGGCAGAAUUUCUUCCAGAAGAGGACUUGCCACAGUCAUCAUCCCUCAGCCACUGAAGUAGACCCUUGGCCUCAAGAUGGGGCUCUUCUCAGGAAAAACACUGCAGGUCAGCCAGGACUGGUAAGCCAGCACCCCCUGCUGGAAGAGAAGGCAGCUCCUUUUCAAUCUUCCCUGCAGCCACCUGCCUUGGAAACGUUCUAUGUAACCAAAAGCAGGGAUGCCUUGACAGAAACUGCCUUAGAGAUUCCCGCCUGCAGGGAAGCCUGGGUGCUGGAAGCCUGGGUCCCGUCCCCACCACCCAGGGAAGCCUGGAGCUGUGGUCACAGCUAUCAAGUCCUCCAGAAAGCCCACUGGAAGAGUAAUUUGCCCAAGUUGCUGCAAAGCCAGAAUUCUAAGAUCGACUCAUCUGAACAGGCAACAACAAAGAAGCCAACUGAUCUGGACACAGGGGAAGGUCCUGAAGAACUGGAAGAAUGCUCUAGAAAUGUGAGAGAGGAAGAGGACCAUGAUCCCGCCUACUGUUUUAUUGCUGGGAACAGACAUCAUCUCCCUCCUACCAGCCUAAAAGCUUCUGAGUGUAGAAAUCAACUUGGAAUUUUAAAUAAAAAAUACAGCCUCUCAGUACACGAGGAAGGAGAAGGGGCCUCCUCAGGGUGUCACUGCAGCAUUGCCUUUGAUGGCUCUGAGUCAAAGACUCUGUUCUUCAUUUGUGAUUCCAAAGCAAGCUCGGAAGAACAGAGCGAGCUCCUGCCGCAGAGACAGGCCUGUGGUGUGCCCAGUCAGACUUCUGGAGUCGGGUCUGAUUUCAUUGGUAAAAUCACCAACUUCGACCUGGACAAGGGCAUACCAGAGGAAACUGCUGUUUCUCUGAAGCCCAGAUCCCUCCACUGUCGAGUAAGCAGCCCUGUGGCCACAGCCGGAGGUGGAAGUCCAACACACAAGUGGGAGGGGAGGAAGGAAACCGCGCUUCUCAGGGAAGUGAUUUCCAAAGACAUCCGAGGAGAGUUUAGUCUUCCAGGAGCUCAGUAUACCUGUGAGAGGUGCCGUCUUGUUCUGUGCUCUCAGCAAAGAAAGCCCAGCGAGUGCAAAGCCCACAGGCAAUCCCAGGAAAUGAAGUCCAAAGAAGAGCUUCUAGGAGAGACACAGAGUAAAGGAGCUAAUAGCGCCGAUGAAAUGGCUAGGCUCAUCCGGAGUGUGAUGCAGCUGGAGACUGGCAUCUUAGAAAUGGAAUGCAGGCAGAAUAAGGAUCUUCACGCUUCCCACAUGCCAGGUACAGAGUUCAUGCUCCAGGACCUACAGGACCAGGAGAGGCCUGACCAUGUCCUGAUGCCAGAAAGCUCUGGGGAACAUUUAUUCUUUGAGGACCAGCCAUCUUCUCCAGUACAGGUAGAGGAUGGUACAGGAGACAGCAAAGCUGGGGAAGUAGAGGGUAACAGUGCUGUCGGUAAUGAUGCCCAGGCCCAGAAACUCCUAGGCUGCCCCUGCAGACCAAGGGAAUGUGCACAAACGAGGCAGUCUAGGAGAGAGCACUCACACCCACCACCAGGAGAAGACAGACUUGCCAGGGACCCAUGUGAUUCUUUGUGCAAAGGUGUAGCCGUCAGAGAGCCUAGCAGCAUUUCCCUUCACUCAAGGAGAAGGAAAGCAUUAGCUAGAACUCUGCCAUUGCAGCCCAGCACAGCGAGAUCUCCUGAACUGGAUGAUGAGCUUCUAAAAGCAACAGCAAACUACCAAGAUCAGGCGUGGGCCUUGGAAAGUUUCAAGGAACCAGAGACUUUGGAAAGUUUUCAGGAAAGCCAAUUUGUUGAACUCCCAGGUGAUUCAAAGGUGCAGGGCGCAAAAGCUCAAGGGAGAGCUGAAGAGAUGACCAUGAAAAGGGGAGGGAGCCUACAGGAAGAAGAGAGUAUGGUCUCGUCAACUCAGAAACGUCCUGAUCCAAGCCAGCAUUGUAAGGGCGCAUUUUUCAGCCAGCAGGCCAUCUCUGCAUUCCACAACCAGACAGGCUUCUCUGCAGCUCAGCCUUAUGGAGGGUGGAGUGGUACCCAACCCAUGCAGUCUCCAAGCUUACCAAGAGGCUGUUUGCAUGCCUCUGAUACAGAAGACAUCUCUUCACUUGAGCACAUGUUAGAGCCUACGAUGGUGGAAAUUACUAGGAGUUGUUUGACAACUGGAGUAGGGCAUCAGGAUCACAGUGGGGAGACCAGAAGCUGUAGCCCGCAGGGAAGCGCUGCCGAGGAAGCUUCCACCACACACACUGCCUGGUGUGGAUCUGUCAUGCCCAUGGCCAUGAGAACUAAUGGCCAGUCUGUUAUACCGGCCAGCAUUUUACUAGAAGCUGAAGACUGGGUAACAGUAAGCAUUAGCCCCCAGGGAGAUCAGAAAGGGGACCUCAGAGUUACUUCAACAGGCUUGACUACCCAGGAAGGCUUAGGUUCUGAAGCUGAGGCAACUAUACAAAAAGAAAUAAAAACCAGUUCCUUGGACAGGGUUUCAGGGCAGACUGAGAAGAGGGCCAGUUUCCUCUUACAAAAAGAUAGUGACCAGGGGGAGGAGCAAAGGCAGAAGGCAGAGGAGACAUCUGGAGAUCAACAGUCUGCUAGCUCUGCUCGCUUAACAUCCAUGUCUGGACUGAGGGCGCCUGAUCCAGAACCUCUGCCACUACUAGACUCCUCUGUCCAUGCCUCCAUAUGCCUGGCUAUCUUGGCAGAGAUCAGACAGGCCAAAGCACAGAGGACGAAGCUUAGUGACUUUGCAGCUGAGCAGACAGUCCUUCCUUACGAGCCUUCACAAGAAGCUGUGUGUUUGUCAGAGGCUGCUGGUAGGUCUGAGAAGCAAAUGGUUAAGUUAGGGUCGGGUACCAGCAGGCAUGAGCUUGAAGCACAAAGACUGCAAGUGGCAUCUCCACCCCCAUGCACGCCUGCAGACCUCUUGGCUGAUAAGAGGAAAGCCCAGGCCAAUGCAGGGAGUUUUCAUCAUCUGCCUAACCCUGAAACUGACAGAGGACCAGGGCAUCACUUGCUCGCUUCCUCUCACACCAUCCCAGAUUCAGACAAAAGAUGCGGUACUGGAGAGAGAAGGCAAUUCUGGGGAGCAAGUAGAUGGCCUGAUUCUUCUGAAGUCAAAGAGGAAAAGAAGGAAACAUCUAGAACACUGUCCUCUGUUUAUCCUUUGGCCCCAGACAGGCUUCUUUCUGUACCACCUGUAGAGCAGGAUGUGAGGGUGGGAUCAGAGAGAGUGUCAGUUUUACCUUCUCAAACUUGUUGUGAUGACCCUGGUGGGACUCUGCACAGGCAGAGUCAGUUGACUGCACGGGAAACAGCAGAGAGUAUAUCCUUCAGUGGGCAGGACAGGAUCCCGGAGGAGCAUCAGGAACUUAGAAGUCUAGAGAGCACCCGUGGAGGAGGCUCGGCUGAGAGCUCAGUAACCUCACAGGAAGGAAAAGCAGUCUGUGCUGAGUGUCAGCCUGUGGUCUGUGGUGCUGGGAAUGCUGCUGGCCUUUCAAGGCCUAAGCAAGACUGUGUUCAUCGCUUGGACACUUCCACGGGCUUAGAAGAAAUGAAGGCAAGCCCAAAGCCAUGUGUUGCCCAGCUCAGCGUCCCUAGAAAGGUUGAGGCAGAAGCUCAUGUGUGGCAUCCUGUCAAGUGGAAAAAUGUUGGCUCUGGCCUGGCAGAAGCCUGUGGGGCUGACAGCAAAUAUACAAGGUCAACUCCGUUGCUAGAUCAGAGACCUAGCCUGCAUCCCAGUGCAGUUAGAGAAGAGGCUCCAGGUCUGUGCCCAGAGCACCUUGUCUUCAAGGGGAGCACUGGAGACAGCAGGACACUUGACACAUCUUGUGAGGAGGAAGAGGACAGAACUGUUCCUUGCCCUCAACUAGGUGGUUCUCAACCUGCUGUUCAUCCCUACUACUCUCCUUCUUCUGCCUUGCCCUGUUGUAUUGAAGGUGUCCCCAGGAGGGGAACCCCUUCUGCUGCUCCACAUCCUGUCUGCUCACCCUUCAUAGUGCCAUCGAGGGCCCGUGAAGUGGAUAGAACAAUCGAGAGCUUUCCCAAAGAGACUCAAGUGUUUUUGGAACGUGGCCUCAAGCACCAACAUGCUAAUGGAGACGUUGGGCCUGCAGAUAGCAGCAUUCCACCCCCAACCACGACAGCUGCUGUCUCCUCUCCAGCUUACAGCUGCAGCUCCCUUUCCACCUCUGAAGUGAGGGCAGAUUGCCUCACCCACACAGUUGCUGGAGGAAGGUCAGUUGAAGGUGCUGGGGAAGAGACUUCAGGGAGGAAGGCCAGUAUUAUCCACGAGGAUGCUUCUCCAUCCAGCCCCGCAGGCACGCACUCUGAGCCACUGAGCACUUUGAAGGAUAAUUCUGAGGGUGAGAAUGCACAGGCAGCACAAGCUGAGGCAGAACCCCCUGCAGUGCCUCGGGGAGCACAGGCCUGUCAUUUAAAUGAAGGAUCUGUGGGUGGUGAGCUGCUGAUAGCAGCUCAGAAUGGACAUUUAGAAAACACCAUCAGAUGCUGUUCAGAAAAUACACAACCUUCUGCUGAGGUCAGGGGUCACAGUUCCUUGGGUCCUCAAGCCAAUAUUGUAGACCUGUUAAAACAUCCCUGCCAACCUCAGGUGGAGACUUUGUGGGAGGAAGAAGAGCAACAAAGAGACCAAGCUUUAGAAGGCGGCCAAGACCACGCCCAAGUUAGACAUCUAGUACCUUCUGAUAAGGAUGGCUUUGAUGGCUCUCAGACUAGAGCUGGUGAAAGAGAGGAGAUGGUUGUGACCAAGUCUUCUGUGUCCCACACUUUCUUUUCAGACUUUGAAGACCUAGCUUCUCUGCCCUUGGGGCAAACUGAACCCUCACAGCCUGUUUCCCAGACUCCUAGCCAGCUCUGCUCUGGAAAGGAGCACCUGGCUCCUCGUCCCAGGCACGCGCUUCCUGUGAUUGCAAUCUUCUCUGGCCCCAAGACUGCCAGGUAUUCCCCUAGGCCUCAGUUCUCCGUGGUCAGCUCAUCUCGGUCUCUUCACAAACUAAAUUUGAGUGUGGAGCCUUCUUCCCCCAAAGAUGAAGACGCACAGGGGCCAAACAGAUUGUGGGGCCCACAUCUCAGGGGUCGUUCCUCAGAAAAGCCAGUCUCAGUGUCUCCAAGAACCCAGGACUGCAGUCCAAAAGCUUCAUGUAACUCAAACAGUAGCCCCAUUGGUCACAAGCCCCUGAGACCUGUCAUUCCUCCUUACCCAACGUCUACCACUGUGUCAUGUAUGCCAACGCCUGAUCUCAUGACCAACUCGAUGCCUGGUACUUUGGAACAGGCCCAUCAAGGAAAGACAGAUAAACUGAGUGUCCAGGGUAUGCCAGAGAACUAUCACUCUCAGGUGGACAAAGAAAUGCUGCACUUUGGUUCUAGUGACAUAAGUCCCUAUGUCCUGCCCUGGUGUCCACAGGGACCUGUGCAUAUUGGCUGGAAGCAGUAUGUGUUUGGAAGUGCAGUUGAUGUCCCUUGUAGCCAGAAACCCCAAUGCCUAAUGCCAUCAGAUAUGGCUUGCUGCUCCAGCACAGACAAUGCCCUGGAAGACAAAAGGUCCCCGUUUCACUCCCAUCUCAGGACUUAUGCCCAAACUCGUGAUCUAUCAAACAUACACAGUAGUAUUGACAACGACCAAAGUUCAAACAAAGGCUGGGAAAUACGGAGUUCCUCACUUGCCGUGAGGGAGCCCUGUGUCUUGUUUGGCUCUGAGGGAGUUGCCCCAACUUUGGGUCCUGACAAGAAGCCCCCAUCCAAGGGCCCUUCUGAGGAAAUAGGCUUUCUGAGGAGUGAGCGGCCUCUGGCUGGGAGGAGUGCUGCAGCUCAGGCCGAUGAGAUUGUACUGUUCUGCCCAUCAGAGACAGGCUGUGCUGUGAGGCAGGCCAGGACGAAUGCCUCUGAGCAGGGGACACACAGCCUGGGCUGCAGGCUCCACUCGAGUUGCACCGAUAUCUCCGCUCAGACUAAUGACAGCACAAUGUCCGACUCUGAGCUGGCUUCCUGGACCAGCAUGCACAACCUGUCUCUCCACCUCUCACAGCUUCUGCACAGCACUUCAGAGCUGCUCGGGAGUCUCUCAAAGCCAAGUGUGGUCCCAAAGGAGCAGAAAAUCAAGAAUGAGUCCCCAGAUGAGGCCCUGCAGGCCGUCAUGAUGGACAGUUCUACUCAGACCACUAUGGAUGAGGCCAUCCAAACAGAUCUGGCCUUACCUCCUCUGCCCUUCCAGGCCCCAGAAGUCAAGCCUCAAAAAGUCAGUGUGAUCCUUGAAGUGAUAGACUCUGGCAUCACCACCGUGACUCAAAAAAGGGGAGCUAGCCCAGUGUUGUUUCAGAAGAGAGAGGCAGACGUGACAACAGAAGCUCAAGACCUCUGUGAAGCAAGCACCCACUAUAAGCUGCAGAGCCCUCCUGUGCCCUCACCACACUUGAGCUUUCAGAAAGCACAUCUUGGGCAGGACCUUACUUUUGUGAACCCCCCAGAUUCUCCUGAUGGUUCCCCACCUCCCAGCCUGCAGCCAGAGGAACCCUGCACGGUGGUCAGCAGUCCUGGAAUGUCCUACCACUCAGGAGAGUUCACCCAGGAGCCUAGCACCCAGAAGAAGGUGGGCCUAUCAAGUGCUGCGCUGGUGGAUAGGGCUUCCUCGCCAAUCCUUACAUUUAGUGCCAGCACCCAUGAGUUAAGCAACCCUCUAGACUCUUUCGCUCUAUCAGUUCCGUCAGCUUACCCUCCUGAAGACUUCCAGAAGGUUGACAUCAGUUCAGACCUUGCUGUUAGUGACCCAAGACCGCCAACGGAUAAUUCUCAAGCCAGUGAUAAGUCCGAUGUCUCUCAGAAGGCUGAGUCUCUGGAUAGAGAAGGCAAGAGCUCCUUAGAAAGUUCUAAGAGAUUAUCCCUUGACCCUAGCUCCUCAUGCAGCCAACAGCAGAGCUCUAGUGUCCACAUUAGUUUCUUUGGGCAGGUCCCUCAGCAGCCUCAGCCCAAAAGCACCACUGGAGACCAAAGCAGACUGCCAUCUCCACCACCAAGGCACAGGAAGCUAGGUGGCAGCUUUGUGCCUGAGAAGGUGGCUUCCAUAGAGCAUGGUCCACAGAGCAGGAGGAGGCCAAGCCAGUGGCAGGGCAGGGCAGCAAAUGAGUAUGAGAGCCCAGCAUUUAUUGUAGAGCCACAAGCCAGUGUGGAACGACUCUCUUCAUGGAGAGGCCUUCAGCCCCUUCGCCCUUGUCCUCUCUCUUUCACCACAGGGCUUCAAAGUCCUGCUGUAGAGCCUCCUCAGGCCUGCCAACCUGUGGGGCUUCUCUGUCCUGGUUCACAUAUACUUGUGACCCCUGGUCCCCAGCAUCACAGCUUGAGGGACCUCCCAGUUCAUAACAAGCUUAAUAACUGGUAUGGAGUUCAGGAUGGACCUGGUAGGAGGCUGCAUGUCAGUGAGGAUCUAGGAGUUGGGUGCGACUCCAGUUCUGUAGACCCAACACACAGGCCCCUGCAGCCUCCUGACAACGACAGCCAGGGCCCCGAGUGGCUCAGACUGAAGCACAUCCCCUUACAAGUUGGGGUCCAGAAACCCUCACUCAGUGUGGAACUCGCAGAAGCAAAACUACACCAUGGCUUUGGGGAGACAGAUGCCCUGCUGAAGGUGCUGCAGAGCGGGACAGGGGAUGUGCUUGCUCCUGAAGAGCCUGCUGUGUUGUCCUGGGAGGAGCGCCACACCAGGCAGGAAAAGUCUGUAGAGACCCUUAGGAAUGACAGAACUGUGCGACUUUAUAACUUUCGUCGAACACGAAGCCUCAGUCCCCAGAAACAACCCAGCUUCCUGCCCAGCAAGGAUCUCCCCACUUGGGAACGUGACUUGCCCAGCAGACGCCGAGAGUACCUGCAGCAGCUGAGGAAAGAUGUCGUGGCCACCACUAGGAUCCCAGAACCAGCCUCAAGAUCUGCCCACCCUCCCUCCCACAUCGAUCUGAUGCUUCGAGACUAUCUUCGGGCCCGUGAGGAGGCCAAGCUGGAGAUUGCCCAGGCUCGGGAUCGGCUCAGGGAACGGACUGAACAGGAAAAGAAGAGAAUCCGCCAGCAGAUCAUCUCCCAGCUGCUGAAGGAGGAGGAAAAACUCCAAACUCUAGCCCACUCCAGCUCUCUGUGUACCAGCUCCAAUGGAAGCAUAUCUUCUGGUGUCACAUCUGGUUACAACAGCAGCCCAGCUUUCUCAGGCCACCUCCAGUCCCUAGAAGUUGUGGAGGACUCUCAAGUGCCAGAGUUCCGAGACACUUGGAUAGGGGACUGGCGGGUCCGCUCCACAGUGAGGAACAGUCACCUGUAUCUGACUGGGCCUACCUGGAAGAGCUUAGCCCACAGCCGCAGAGCCUCCCUAGGCAGUAGCUGCUGCUCUCUCUCCGGCCUAUCCAGCUUAGGGACCUGCUUCUCCUCCUCCUACCAGGAUUUGGCCAAACACAUCAUCAACACGUCAAUGGCAGAUGUAAUGGCUGCUUGUUCAGAUAAUCUCCACAACCUCUUCAGCCGCCAGGCAACAGCUGGCUGGAACUACCAGGGUGAGGAGCAGGAGGUACAGCUCUACCACAAGGAAUUUUCUUCUACUCGACACGGCUUCCUGGGUGCAGGUGUGGUGUCCCAGCCACUCUCUCAUGUGUGGGCAGCUGUGAGUGAUCCCACUCUGUGGCCUCUAUAUCACAAGCCCAUCCAGACAGCAAGGCUGCAUCAGCGAGUGACCAACACUAUCAGCCUGGUGUACUUGGUGUGCGACACCACACUCUGUGCGCUGAAGCAGCUGCGGGAUUUCUGCUGUGUCUGCGUGGAAGCCAAAGAGGGGCACCUGUCAAUUAUGGCAGCUCAGUCUGUGUAUGAUACAUCCAUGCCAAGACCUAGCAGAAAAAUAGUCCGAGGAGAGAUCCUGCCCAGUGCCUGGGUCCUGCAGCCUGUCAUCACGGAGGGGAAAGAAAUAACCAGAGUCAUUUUCCUUGCCCAGGUGGAGCUGGGUGCACCAGGCUUCCCUCCUCAUCUUCUCAAUUCCUUUAUCAAACAGCAGCCGUUGGUUGUGGCCAAGCUAGCAUCUUUCCUUGGUAGUUAGUAUUGGUCCAUGGAGAUAGCAUGGCUGAGAUGUAAGCUCAGGACACCUGGGAUUCUAUAGUUACUUCUAAACCCCGAGGCAAGAAACGCCCAGGCUGCCUGUGGUUGCCAACUGUAUAAAUGGCACCAGCCCAGGGUGGCCAGCAAAAGCAGU